GAACUUGACAGCCAGCACUGACAGAGCCCAGAGCAGGAUUGCCCAAGCCAUGGAGCGAGAGCCGAUGCGCAUAAGGGAGGGCUACUUGGUUAAGAAGGGCAGCAUGUUUAAUACCUGGAAGCCAAUGUGGGUUGUGCUCUUAGAAGAUGGAAUAGAAUUCUACAAGCGGAAGGCUGAUAACAGUCCCAAAGGGAUGAUCCCACUAAAAGGAAGCUCUAUUCACAGCCCAUGCCAAGAUUUUGGCAAAAGAAUGUUUGUCUUCAAGCUCACUGCGGCCAAGCAGCAGGACCACUUUUUUCAAGCUGCCUACCUGGAGGAGAGAGAUGCCUGGGUGCGGGAUAUCAAGAAAGCAAUUCAUCACUUAGAUGGAGGCCAAAGGUUUGCCAGAAAAUCCACAAGGAAGUCCAUCAGAUUGCCUGAAACAAUCAAUCUGAGCGCUUUGUACCUCUCAAUGAAAGAUCCUGAAAAGGGAAUAAAGGAGUUGAAGCUGGAAAAAGAUAAAAGAGUGUUUAAUCACUGCUUUACAGGCACCUGUGUGAUUGACUGGCUGGUGUCCAGCAACUCCGUCCGAAAUCGCAAAGAAGGUCUCCUGCUUGCCUCUUCCCUCUUGAGUGAAGGCUAUCUACAGCCUGCUGGGGACACGUCCAAGGCAGCUGCUGAGGGACUGUCAGACACCCCCUUCCUGGAUCUCAGUGAUGCCUACUAUUACUUUCCAGACAGCGGAUUUUUCUGUGAGGGAUAUUCCAGUGAUGAUGAUGUGGUCCUAAAAGAAGAAUUCAGAGGCACAAUUGUCAAACAAGGAUGUUUGCUGAAACAGGGACAUCGGAGGAAGAACUGGAAAGUGAGAAAGUUCGUUUUAAGAGAUGAUCCUGCAUAUCUUCACUAUUAUGAUCCUGCUGGAGGAGAAGAACCACUGGGAGCAAUUCACUUGAGAGGCUGCGUGGUGACAGCAGUGGAAGAUAUGCCAGACACCAAGAAGUAUGAUGCCGACAAUAUCCUCUUUGAAAUCAUCACAGCAAAUGAAAUCCACUAUUACUUGCAAGCAGCCUCAUCCACAGAACGUACAGAAUGGAUCAAAGCAAUCCAGUCUGUUUCUAGGACUGGUAAAUGAAGAUGAUCUUCCAACAAGACAGAAAAAUUAAAACAGAAUUUAGCAUUUCACCAAGAGAAAGCAGUAUCAUCCCAAAGAGCUUGUGUGUAAGGGUUGAGGACUGGGUGGAAGUUUCAAUUUUAUAGUGGGCACUAGCAAACUAACAUGUUUCCACUUGUGUUAUGGUAAUAUUUUACUAAAUUAUAACAUAGAACAUGCCAUAUUAGUGUGUUGCUUAAUCAGUCUACCUUGACAAGGUUGUACCUGUUGCUACAGCUGAUAGUGGGAAUCUGACCAUUAACAGGGAACACAGUCAUGUCACUGACAGAGAGUUCCUCAGUUAAUCAUUCUCUUCAGCCUGUGAUGUGUUUCAGGAUUUUCAUGUAAUUCAGUCUUCUCCAGACAAUUUUUACACUUUCUUCUUUACCAGAUCUUGUUGCUGCUUGUUCACUUAUACAAAUAAUGCCAUAGAUAUAUGGAAAAGAAGUGAACUCAUUUGGAAACUUGAUCCACUCCUUUCCAAUCUGGCAGCAUUAAGGGAGGGAAGAAUGCAGACAACUAUGGAAACAUCAUGUGGAACCAAGUAGAACUCCAUGACAGCAGUAUGAGGAAAAGUCUCUUCCCACAGUAUUUCAAACACAAAGCAAUCUCACUCCAAACUCCAUAUCACUCAAUCUUAAACCUUGCCAAAUUUCUCCACAAGAAUUUGCCCCGAGACCAUUGUUUCCCUUUAUUUGGGUCUACAAAGCAGAUGCUGGGUUGUUAGGUAUGGCACUCUAUUUGAAUUAAUAAUCUUGCAGGAGAAGGGAAAGGAUGCAUGGGUUGGUUACUUGAACUAUGGAUUGAAGGGGUAUUGAUUAGAUUUUCCUUUUUUAACCUCCAGCAACAUAAACAUACUCAGUCCUUGAUUCUGUGCCUUAGCAAUAUAAGAGAAACCUUGUGCUCUUAACUGAAAUAAAUAUUUUUAUUUGAUAGGGUCAGUUCACCUGAUCAAUUCUUGCAUUUUUGUCUGACUGUAUAUCAAACAAAUUUCUAAGUCUUAAACUCUAAGGAGGAGUUAAAAAUCAAGUUAAUGUCAGAUUGUGCAUGUCGGCUGUUCCUGGUACACACUGAUGUGUGAGUGAAGGAGACUUCAAAAUCUUUAAAACUCUGUUCAUAAAUCUAAUAAGGUACCUUAUACUUAAGAAUUCUUAUUGGGAUCUCUUCCAUCUAAAAAUAAAUGCAGAGCUAAAGCUUCUCUCCAGUUGUGCUUAAUUAUACCUGUAGCUGAGCUAAUGAGCCUGAAACCCGGUUGCCUGUCUUUACUUAUCCCAAAGAAAACACAGCCUUGCAGGAGCAGCAGGCUGAGACACUGCAUCAUCAUGUCCACUUCCUCUGGCCAGCAGAAAUCAGCUUCUGGCAGGCAUUUCCUGUCUCUCACGCAAGCUAUCGGGAUCGUUGAAGUCUGAUGUGUCAUUCUGAGGAAGGAAGACUCAUGGUAAAAAGACCCACUUUUUGCUCAGCCUGCUUUCAUGAUAAUUUCUGCUUAUUUUUGCUUUUAGAGCUCACUAAACCAAAAAUAUCCAAGGGCACAGGAAAAGAGAACAAAAAACCACCCCACACAACCAAAUAACAGAAACUUGUCCAGCUUACUAAAGGAGGGACGUAACUACCAAAAUUUAACAAAAAUUAAAAUGUUUUACCAGUCCAUGACCUUAUAAUUUUAAACUUGUGCCCAGUCCAAUGUAUGGCUGUCUACCUAUAAAUGGUGUUUUCUCACGCAGAGGAUGAUAGUCAGUGUAUUUAUGGGAGAGUUCUUAUGUUUGUACCAUCCUAUACUGGGGUCUGUAAUCGCAUAGCUAGUGCUUCAGAAGACACAUUCCAAGGGUUUGUAGGUGCCUCUGCUUCUUGGCAGCAGUGAGAAGAUCAUGUCCAAGGAAAUUCAGAAUUAAAAAGCAACUACAUUAUCUAUCAGAGAUGAUAAUGCCAGCCCAGUAACUCAGAAGGCAUGGAAGAGGCACAGAUCCUGAAUACUGGUACAAAGAAGAGAGAGACAGCUUUGAGAAAGGAACUACUAAACAAAAGGGAGGAAACAGAAGAGCAGACCUACGUGUGUCAUGCUUCCUCUAACUUUCACCCUCUAACUAUUUAAAUCACACUUCUACCCCACCCUCAGCAAUUACUACAUUAGCAUCGGUUUCUUUUUUUACUUAUAAGAAAGACCUAGUCUAAAGGACAGCAAAAUAAACAAACCAUUGUAGAUAAGGAUUGUAUUUAUUAUCUUCACUUACUGGAUGACUUGUAUAAUAUAACCUCAUAUAAAUAUCCUCUUAAGUUCAUGUUUGUCUUGCCACAACUUGCACUAAGCAAUUUUCCCUCCCCUGGAACACUGCCUAUGUACUUACUACAGUCAGAGUCAGAUUUUUGGGAAUGUUGCCUAACCAUGCACCCAUAAAAACACCCACACAGACACAGCACUCCUGCUUCCAUUUUAAAAUGAAGUUUAAAAGAAAAUGGUAUGAAGCAAACCACAAACACAGAUGCUGAAAAAAUAAUAAUCCCAGCCCAGCAAGCUUUCAGCUUGAGUCAGUGUUAGUACUUAUAAUCCAACAGACAACACAUAGGAAUGUAGUUUGGACUUAAUAUGUCUCUAGCAUUUUUUUCAAAGAGCUGUUUACUUUCCCUGCCCCACAGCUUUCUUCUGAAGGGUUAGGUGAUAGAACUUUCUUGAUGAGUGUAGUUAUUUUGGUGCUUUUCUUUGCAGUGUGCUGUCUUUGCUUUUUAUUUGAAAGAACAGUUAACAGAAAAUGUGAAAUGUCUACUGAAAAUGUGUUUUAGUAAUAGAACUAACUAGUUUACUUCAUAAUAUUUAAUCAAAGUUGUUUCAUAAAGACAAAAAAAACCUCAUUAAGGCCUCUGAGGCAUCUAACGUUUACUGUCAAACCUCUCUUAUAGAAAAGUUUUAUUUUUCAUAUCUUCUCACAAUAUUACAUAGAACUCUUCAAUGCAGUAGUACCUCUUCUGUCUUUGGCUUGGAGUUCACUUUACUAUAAACAUUAAAUACCUAUUUUUCCCCCCUAAAUUUUCUCAAAUAUUUGAGAAGUUAAGUUCAAACUACUUGCUUCACAGGGCUUUUGAUAAGUGCUUUUCACUGUUUGAAGUGCUCCUCCAUUUGUUCUGAGCUCAAGCUUGGGCAAAACUGAAAUCCAGAAAAAAAUUCCCUAAAUAAUCUUUUUGGUGAGGGCCAGAAACAUUUAAGUAGGGUGGGAGUUUUUGGGGGAGGGCAGGGGGGUGGGAAUGGGUUUGGUUUUUUGGUUGUUCUUUCUCUCUUUGUAUCUUUUAAAACUGUAAGAGACUACAGGAGGAAUUUGAAAAGGGAAAAUACGUAGGUAAGAGUCCUCUGCAGGUUGUUGGUAUUUCUGUGGGUGCCUUCAGUUUGUGUUUUGAAAAGUGUAGAUAACUUUUGUUUGAGUUGUGAUCUUCUCGUUGAUGUAUAGAACUUUUUCUAUGCUCAAGGUGAACUCUGACUGAAAACAAAGUUCUUCUUUUGUUGUUACUCAUCAGACUUCUUGAAAUAGAACUUCUUUAUUUGGCUUCAAAAUAAGCUUGGGAGGGGGGUUUUGAUUAGAACAUAGCACUUCCUGCUUUGCAUUUAGAACCAAAACUGUGGCUUUCCAUACUUUGUUUCUGGUUCUUGUAGAUUGCUUAUUUUUUUUUCCUUCCAGUGCAGUAAAAAGGAGACUUAAACUGUAUAAAGAGUGAAUAAAAUGCUGCUUUUCAUGCUUCA
This is a messenger RNA of Onychostruthus taczanowskii (white-rumped snowfinch), 4856 nucleotides long. RefSeq names its product pleckstrin (gene PLEK). Bases 50 to 1111 code for a protein of 353 amino acids. Lineage: Eukaryota; Metazoa; Chordata; Aves; Passeriformes; Passeridae. The record is from RefSeq and is a predicted model, not a curated record. The transcript is spliced from 9 exons. Gene Ontology annotation, biological process: actin cytoskeleton organization; intracellular signal transduction. Gene Ontology annotation, cellular component: plasma membrane.